AUGCGUGGGGAGAUCGCUCGCCUGAUGUACGCCUGCGGCGACGUGGCCGAGCCCGAUGUCGAUUCGGUGGACGUCCUCGAGGACAUGACCGUCGAGUUUCUCGCCGAUCUGUGUCGUCCGGCUGGCGCGACACGUUCCAACCCGAAUGUGCCUCGCCGACCUAUUCCUCUCAAGGCUGAGGUCUUGCGCCAUCGACUCGCCUCCCACUCGUACCUCAAGAAGUAUCUCGACCGGUACGACGACAUGAUGUACAUGUCGCAGGAGCUGCAACAGUCGAGGCGCGUGGCCGAGCCCUCAAACGAGGACCUGAUCAAGAGCGUUGGCGAGAAAUUCCUUGGCCUCGACGAGUCGCAGGAGAAGAGCAAGCGGCGCGAGGACAGCGACAAGAAGCGUGGCCGGCCACCGAAGCCUCCCGAAGAGCGCAAGAAGCCUGGUCCCAAGAAGGGCUGGAAGAAGAACUUGGAUCCCGGCGCUGCGCCCAAGAAGCGGCCCAAUGCGCCGAAGAAGAAGGUCAUCCGGCACAGUACGGCGGGCACCGGCUCGGCCGCGCCCAGUCCCACCAAGGCCUCAUAA
Cutaneotrichosporon oleaginosum is the source of this 573-nucleotide messenger RNA. RefSeq lists its product as uncharacterized. Lineage: Eukaryota; Fungi; Basidiomycota; Tremellomycetes; Trichosporonales; Trichosporonaceae. Gene Ontology annotation, molecular function: protein heterodimerization activity. Gene Ontology annotation, cellular component: transcription factor TFIID complex. The record is from RefSeq and is a predicted model, not a curated record. Gene Ontology annotation, biological process: RNA polymerase II preinitiation complex assembly; transcription by RNA polymerase II.